UUCACAUCGCCGAGGGAACAGCUUUCGUUUGAGGUUUCCAGUCAACAUACAUCUAUGUUCAAUGCGUGUUCUUUAGUUAUUCUUUCUUUUUUUUUUUUUUUUUGUCAAAUUAAUUUUUUACAUCUAAAUGGAAACUUAGAAAUAUCGUAAAACGAAGAAAGAAAUGUUCCGAAAUUAUAAAGGUGUUGUAGCAUGGUACAAUCCGGAGCAGUUCCGCAAGGUUUACCAUUCUUUAUACAGUAAUGAUCUUACAGAGAAACGAUGGGCAGUAGAUCAGAUUUCAGUAUGGGAAACACGGUGUCAUCCUUCAUUGCCCACUGCUGUAGAAGCUACUGCUGUAAUAGUUAGAGCUGUUAUUCAAGAUGCUUUAUUUGAAAGUAAUGCAACUCUUUGUCAAGAAAAUGAAAUUCAAAUGUUUUAUGCUAUGGCUCUUGUUAGGUUUAUAAAUUUGAUUUUUGAACUUCGUCAGAACUCAUUCAAUAAAAAAAGAUUGUCUGUCAUUGCAAAAAGACUGCGUAUUCCUGCAUGGAUAGUAGAAUUGAGAAAUUUUGCAACACAUUCGUAUCUACCAUCAUUGCCAGUUUUGCGUAAGGGUGCAAAAGCUGCUUUGGAUUACCUUAAUAGAACCUUUUGGAGAAAAGAAGCAAAACAUGUGCAAAGCAUUGUGAAGAUACCUGAUACAGAAGAUAUAGUUGAAUCUGUAGUUAGAACUAUAAAAGAGUUUCAAGCACAACAAUAUCAUCGGCUGUACAUUGAACGCAGUACAAAAGUUCGUGACAAAGCAACAAUUUCAGUUUUUAGUGAAAUGAAAAAACUUAUAAGGCAUUACAGGGAAAGAUUUAUUGAAAUUUUCCUACAGCCAGAUCUGUUUAUACUCAAUGAACAAGAUUUAGAAAAUGUCCUUUCCGAAGCAGAGAAGAUAUUCCUCUGUGAUGAUACGUAUUGUGAGUUACCCACAGCUUUGGAAGUAUUUUGGUUACCUGUUAUCCGAAGUUUACAUCAUUCAGAAUUAAUACCAGACUUUGUUGAACUCAUGUUACUUAAACAAACAGAUGAACUGAUUUGUCAAAAACAAGUAGUUGCAUGGGCAAUCAAAUUUAUACAGGCUGGUGUCUUUUUUUUUCCUGAAUCACAAAUGACUAACUAUUUUUUAAACAAAGGAGUAUCUUACAACUGGAAACGAUUGCUUUAUGCAUGCACAAAAAAUCCAUGCAAAUUUACCCCAUAUCUUUUGCCUGUCAUAGCAUCACAUGAAGAUUUAGAUAAGGAAUCUCUCAAGCAGAUAGUAUUACUUGUAGCUAUUUCUCAAGGACAAGCUGUUGAUGGUUGUUCCCAGCUUAUUAAUAACAGAGCCCGCCCUUUUACAUUGGAUGAAGCUAAAAAAUUGAAGGCUUUGGAAGAUAAGUUCCGACAAAGAAAUAAUCCACCUGAAGAAAGUAUAUGGUCUCUGGCACCUGAUGAUAUCGAUUACAGAAAAUUGCCUAUAGGUGCUAUAUUAAAUCCACUGUCUGAAGAUGCAGAGAGAAGUGCAGAUACCGCUGAUGAACAAAUGGAGGUGUCUACUGAUGUUUCCAAAAAUGAAAUUUCUGAAUAUUGUGAAGAUUUCAUUAUUACGUAAGUUUCAAAUUACAUUUUU
Molecule: messenger RNA, 1636 nt
Organism: Stegodyphus dumicola
Lineage: Eukaryota; Metazoa; Arthropoda; Arachnida; Araneae; Eresidae
Product: ribosomal biogenesis protein LAS1L
Biological process (GO): maturation of 5.8S rRNA; maturation of LSU-rRNA
Cellular component (GO): Las1 complex; preribosome, large subunit precursor
Molecular function (GO): endonuclease activity
Source: RefSeq, a predicted model, not a curated record